CUCGAAAAAGCGUCACCGUCGUUACUUCUGCGUCGUGGGCUGCCAUGAACAAGAAGGCCUGAAUCCCAACAUCAGAUUCUACCAUUUUCUUCGAGGCCUCACGAAGCGGAAUGUCGGGCGCGCUGGAUAGCCGCAGUUCGUCGCACUGGGUAAGCGAAACUUCGCUCCAUGCUGAAUGCUUCACCUGUCUUGAAGCUUGCUUGAUUACCUGCGUUCUAAAAUUCGGCCUUUUGCACCUACAGUCCCGAUGGCAGACCGACAUAGCAGCAGGCAUGGCUGGUGAUCCACGAUUCGAGACCCGGCCACAGCGACAAUUACCAAUUCGACUGGUGCGAAAUGGUGAAGCGACCAGGUGCAACGCCCUCGCAUUUCUGCUCCCGGCAAGGGCCAGGAAAAAUCAGCAUAACGUCCGCGAUGGCUGUGGACGUGAGAUACCCCCGAGGACCCUUGUACAGAGACAUAGACGGUUUCAGGCUGAACGCCUACGUGUCGGUCGACCUUUAUCGUUCAGCGUUAGGGUACAAGCCGAGAGCGGACGACGUCUUCAUCGCAACAUUUCCCAAGAGUGGGACAACAUGGAUGCAACAGAUCGGCUACCUCAUUCUUCACGACGGGUCACCUGCUCCCGACGGAAUGGACUUCUUCAAGACCAUGCCCUUCUUGGAGAUGUUCGGUGCCGAAGACGUAGAAAAGAUGAAGCGACCAGGUCUUAUCAAGACACACCUUCCCUAUAACCUGGUGCCGAAGAGUCCCUCUGCGAAGUAUGUCUACGUCUGCAGGAACCCAAAGGACGUAUGCGUAUCGUUUUUUUACCACACCAAGGGUUUCGUGGCGUACGACUUCGUGGACGGCAAACUCGAAGACUUCUUCGAGGUUUUCGUGCAAGGUGCGACUGAUUUCGGUGAAUACUUCGAUCACGUGCUCUCCUGGUACGCUCACAGAAGCGAUUCCAACGUGCUGUUUAUGCACUACGAGGACAUUAAGGCUGACCCAAAGAAUCAUGUACUAAAGCUCGCUGCUUUCCUUGGCAACGAACACCACCGGAAACUUGUCGAACACCCGGAAGCACUGGACCGAGUCAUCGAGCUCAGCGGAAUAGAUUUCAUGAGGUCCAAAACUGGUGCCGACAUAAAGGCGUUCCUUACCAGGCCGCUGUAUAAGGAAAAAGACGUGUGUCCUGGUCUGAACCACUAUCACGAUAUGGCGAUGAGAUAUCCGAAAACAACGGGUUUUAUCCGCAAGGGUGUGGUAGGAGACUGGAAGCAGCACUUCACGCCUGAAAUGAACGCGGAAAUGGAAGCAAAGAUAUAUCAGAGGCUUGCCGGCACGGAAAUUGUUGACGUCUGGAAGAGGCAUGGUAUCCUAUGAACGCGCGUAUUGCAGGUAUUUUCGAAACCAAAGUUCUGACUAUGCACACCUGCUAACUCCCAGCAGUGAUUCUUUAAUGCUGAACAGUUUCACCAACCUACUAAAAAAAAUAUUUGUCCGUC
Dermacentor albipictus is the source of this 1490-nucleotide messenger RNA. Lineage: Eukaryota; Metazoa; Arthropoda; Arachnida; Ixodida; Ixodidae. The record is from RefSeq and is a predicted model, not a curated record.